Trichogramma pretiosum is the source of this 1249-nucleotide messenger RNA. Its product is annotated as myoneurin-like. Lineage: Eukaryota; Metazoa; Arthropoda; Insecta; Hymenoptera; Trichogrammatidae. The record is from RefSeq and is a predicted model, not a curated record. The transcript has 3 exons. Gene Ontology annotation, molecular function: RNA polymerase II cis-regulatory region sequence-specific DNA binding; DNA-binding transcription factor activity. Gene Ontology annotation, biological process: regulation of transcription by RNA polymerase II. The coding region runs from base 189 to 902 and encodes 237 amino acids.
AUGUACAAGUAGUAUAUGUUCAGUUUCUGUCUAAGAACUUGAUUCCUGAAUAAGUGUUUACAAAUUGGCGCAAAGGUACAUUCAAAUUUACAGGUUACAUAUCGAGACUACUCGAGGCGUAUAACCUCAAAUAUUUUUUCAAUGCAUAUCGUCAAGAUUUUCCAGUGAACAUACAUGAAAAUCAAGAAAUGGAAUGCAACGAGGAUACAGUUAGGGUGAAACUAGAGCCAAACAAUACCUGGCCAGAUGCAGGCGAAAAUUUCGAUUCGAUGGACUCUUCCGAAGUCAAAAACUUAGAAAACUACCCUAUUGACAAAUCAUCGGAGAAUAUGACGUUACAGAAAAAAUUAGAUGAAGAAAUAUUUUUAGAUUUUGAGUGCAAAUAUGUGAAACUUGAACGUAAGCCUCUAUCGAAAACAAUCUGCAAAACUGAGUAUCAGAGUUAUUCACCAAUUAUUUUGAUAAAAAAAGGUUUCGAUUAUCAUAAUAAUUGUCAAUUUAAAGUAAAUUCCCCAUUGAAAAUUGAUACAUUUAAGAAGGUUAAAAUAUUUGGAAAAAAUGCACUAAGCAAAUUAUCGUACGAGUGCAAAACGUGUCGAAAAACUUACGAAGAAAAAUCAAAAUUUAAGAGAAAUAUCAAUACGUCACAUGAGGACAUUAGAUCGUAUAAAUGUAAAAUUUGUCACAAGUCAUUGAGACAAAAAAGUAAUUUCGCAUCUCAAACGAAUUUAUUCCAUAAUCGAAGCAAACCCUUCGAGUGUGAGAUUUGUCACAAAUUAUUUGGACAAAAAAUUACGCUAAAAACUCACAUAACAACAGUACAUGAUCGUUGCAGACCCUUUAAAUGUGAUAUUUGUCAAAAAUCUUUUGGAUGUAAGCGUAGCCUCGAUAAACACAUAUAGAUGGAUUUCAUCAUCAGAUUAAACCCUUCGAAUGUGAGAUUUGUCAAAAAUCAUUUGUACAAAAACGCUAUCUCAAUGUUCAAAAGCAGUACAUAAUCUAAUCAAACCCUUUGAAUGUGAGAUUUGUCAGAAAUCAUAUGUAGAGCAGAGUAAACUCAAGCGGCACAUAAAUAUAGUGCAUAAUCGAAGUAACCUCUUUGAAUGUGAGAUUUGUCACAAAUCAUUUGCAUACAAGAGUAAACUCAAAUGUCACGUGAAUGAAGUACAUGAACGCAGCAAACCUUUCGAAUGUGAUAUUUGUCACAAAUCAUUUGCACAAAAAAGUGCGCUAAAAACUCACAUAACAA